Molecule: messenger RNA, 2483 nt
Organism: Asparagus officinalis (garden asparagus)
Lineage: Eukaryota; Viridiplantae; Streptophyta; Magnoliopsida; Asparagales; Asparagaceae
Product: folate synthesis bifunctional protein, mitochondrial-like
Exons: 3
Coding region: 681-2279 (532 amino acids)
Biological process (GO): tetrahydrofolate biosynthetic process
Molecular function (GO): 2-amino-4-hydroxy-6-hydroxymethyldihydropteridine diphosphokinase activity; dihydropteroate synthase activity
Source: RefSeq, a predicted model, not a curated record
AUCCCAAUUCAGAACCUCCAUCUUCAAAUCCGUCUCCCACCUAGGGCUUUGUGCCGACGACACUCUGGCGACUGAGAGGCGGCGACGACGAGGAUUAAGCGGCAAGGGCAAGCCACAAUCAAUUGUAAUAGCUCUUCUAAAUUUUCAAAUCCGGUCUUCCCCUCUUUUCUACUAUUUUUUUUAACUAAAGAAGAACAAUGAAUGAACAGGAAUAAUCUUUGGACCAAUCAGAUUUUUUGAAAAAAAUCCAACGAAGAUAAAAAAUCCAACUCAUCUUCGUACUAAACUUCCUUUUUACAAUUCUCCUUGAAAAAACUUCCCACGUUUCACAUCCAUUUCUCCUUGAAAAGGUUUCCAAACUUCCCCUUUUACAACCCACAAUUCUCUCUCUUCCUAUCACAAUCUUCAGAAAAAGAUUCAGAAAAUAAAAAAAACUCCUCUGCUCCUCCUCCUCCUCCAUCUUCAAUGGCAUCCUCCGCCUCCUUUGCUCCACCACCGCCGUCGCCGCCUCUGCCGCCGUCGGCAGCGAAGAAGAGUUUCCUUCGCCGGGUACUCCCUUUCUCCUCACCGCCAAUCUCGCCGUUGGAGAAUUCACGAAACCUUGAGUCGAGUCGACAUGAGCUUCUCUUUUCAAGUUUUGGUAAAUCACGAAUAGCUCCGGGGCUUUAGAAACAACCGCAAUGUUUCCUAGCAUGAAGUUGUUCAAGAAAUAUAGGUACACUCUUCAGCAUGGGAUUAAAGGAUUCGGGCAUUUGAACAUAAGCAGUUCAGGGUUGAAAUCAAUCCCCCCUUUGCGUGAUACCUCACAUUCUGCAAGCAGACGAUUUUCUUCCUCUUCUGAAGAAGUAUUGAUUGCUUUAGGUAGCAAUGUGGGCAACAGAGUCCAGAAUUUCAACAUGGCUUUGGACUUGAUGAAGAAAUCAGGCAUAAACAUCACAAGACACGGGUGCUUGUACGAGACGGAACCUGCUUAUGUCACCGACCAGCCGUUGUUUUUAAAUUCAGCGGUUAGGGGGACUACUAAACUCGCGCCUCAUGAAUUGUUGGAAGUGCUGAAGCGAAUAGAAAAAAAGUUGGGUCGGACCGAGGGGAUAAGGUACGGCCCGAGACUGAUUGAUUUAGAUAUUCUUUUCUACGGUAAAGUAAAGGUCGAAUCUGAAUCUCUCAACAUCCCGCAUGAGCGCAUAUGGGAGAGACCCUUUGUAGUUGCUCCACUUGUGGACCUGUUAGGCUCAUCUAUGGAUGAUGCAACUGAACAAAAUUGGCAUUUGUUGUCUAGAAACAACGGCGGGCUGUUUGGAGUAUGGGAGAAGCUUGGGGGAGAAAACUUGGUUAGAAGGAAAGAGAUGAGAAGAGUUUUACCGAUAGGAGAUCACUUAUGGGAUUGGUCAGAGAGAACCCACGUCAUGGGUGUCCUCAAUCUUACUCCAGAUAGUUUUAGCGACGGAGGGAAGUUUCAAGAUGUGGAAGCUGCAGUUUCUCAUGUUAAGCAGUUGAUUUCACAAGGGGCGGAUAUUAUUGAUAUCGGUGCGCAGUCCACCCGGCCAUUUGCACGCAGGAUAUCUGCAGAUGAGGAGCUUGAGAGGUUGACUCCUGCGCUUGAUGCAAUUUUAAAAGUUCCCGAGGUGGAGGGGAAGCUAUUGUCAGUGGAAACUUUUUAUGCGAAAGUCGCGUCGGAGGCUGUGAAGAGAGGGGCUCAUAUUGUAAAUGACGUCUCUGGUGGGCAGCUUGAUCCUGAAAUUCUCACUACAGUUGGAAGUCUUGGAGUCCCCUACGUUACCAUGCACAUGAGGGGAGAUCCGUCUACAAUGCAAAGUGAUGAGUAUUUGCAAUAUGAUGAUGUUUGCAGACAAGUGGCUUCUGAGCUAUGCUCACGUGUGAAGGAUGCAGAGCUUUCAGGAAUUCCUUCAUGGAGGAUUAUUAUUGACCCUGGUAUUGGAUUUUCAAAGAACACCAAACAGAACUUGCAACUUCUCACGGGUCUAGAAUCCAUCAGGAGACAAAUUGGGGAAAAGAAUGUGGCUGCUCCACAUGCUCCAUUGUUAGUUGCUCCCUCAAGAAAAAGUUUUUUGGGGGAGAUCUGCAAUCAAAGUAAUCCAAUUGAGAGGGAUCCUGCCACAGUUGCAGCGGUUGCGAUCGGAAUUCUCAAUGGUGCUAAUAUCGUAAGGGUCCAUAAUGUUAGAGAUUGUCUUGAUGCUGCCAAAGUGUGUGAUGCAUUGAUUAAGCAAAGAGAACGUCACCUUUUACCUGACCGACAAAGAGUAACUUCAAAACCUUGAACCAUAUAAGUUAGAAGCAAUCUUUACAGGUACUAUUGUCGGUUUCGGGUGACUUAUCUGGUUUGAUUUUCUAAAGUAUCAUGUAGACUCCCUUGUGCCUCCACUGUGAGGCCAUGUCGUGUCCAACACGUGUUUCCAUUGUGUAAUGUUAAACAAACUAUUUAUGUUGCAUUUUCAAUAAACUUCAACUUAUUUUCGGAUGAA